GUGUUGAUAAUCUUUGAAGACUGUAGACUUUUCUUGGUCGUUACAUUGUAAUAUUAAUUUCUGCUUCAUUUGGAAUAAUCUGGAUACUAAUUUGGACCAAUUUGUCCUGUAGUAAAAUGGGCAUGCCUGAAUUUGAUGCAGUCUUCGGACGUAGGCUGCCUGAUGACCUGCUAAUGUUUCCUUGGCAGGUUUUGUCUGCCUUUUCAAGCCGGAGGAAAUAGACUCGCCUCCCUCUCUUUUUUUCUUGCCCCGUGUCCUGGUGUUGAAAGUGAUUUGGUGUUUUAGCAAUGAUAUAAACAAGUGUAAGGACAGAUGGUGAGGGUGUCUUUUUUAAAACGACUAGGGUGUCAUUAAUUCUACACUUUUGAACUCGUUCAAAGUGUAGGCAAUAUUACAGCUCUUGUUCUGGGGGAUGGUUUCGAUUUGUUUCUUUCGACAAACGUCGUCCUUGACAGAAAAUGUAGACAGGUCAAAGUUGGAGUUCGGUGAGAAAUAGCGAUGCUAUCAUUAUAGGCGAUGCUAUCACGCAGACAUCCGGAAACGCAUCCAUGCGCCACGGUUUUCUAGCAUGAUGUCAAUAUGCUUUAACAAUACAAAGGAUUCAUUCAAGGACCUCGAUUGAGAUGCCGUAUAUGCGCGUUUGUCAUGGGUGCGUCUACGCGGUUAAUUUGCUCUGCUCCAUACGGUUUUGGACUGUGUUUAUGGAAUGAUCCAAUCUGGAAUGAUUAAAUAGCCUGCAUUGAUACAUAUUCCGACAAUAUGGCUGAUCAGAGUAACAUCCAGUCUGCUGCUUCCAAAAGCAUCCGGCCAUUCAAGUCCAGCGAGGAAUACCUGUAUGCUAUGAAAGAGGACUUGGCCGAGUGGUUUAACACGCUGUAUGACCUGGAUAUAACGGCGGACACCUUUAUGGAAGGGCUGGAGACUGGCUGUGCCCUCUGUCGGCAUGCCAACAACGUGAAUCGCGCAGCGCUGGACUUUCAACUGGAGUACCCAGAGGCUGCACAGUCAUUGAGGAUGCCAACCAAGGAUGUGGUCUUUCAGUCAAGAAACGUGGUUCCUGGCUCGUUUUUGGCUCGGGACAACGUGUCCAAUUUCAUCGGCUGGUGUCGUCAGGAACUGUGGAUCAAGGAUGUUCUCAUGUUCGAGACCAACGACAUAGUGGAGAAAUGCAACGAGAAGAACUUUGUGCUGUGCCUGCUGGAGGUGGCGAGGCGUGGCGCCAAGUUCGGCAUGCUGGCCCCGAUGCUGAUCCAGUUGGAGGAGGAGAUCGAGGAGGAGAUCCGGGACCAGGAGAACCUGGGGGAGCCCAGCCCAAGCCUGCUUCCAAUAAGCAGGGCUUUCGUUCGGAAAGAGAGUGUGGUGGAUGAACCCGAGCCUGCCCCCUAUGCACAUUGGCAACAGAAACAGAGGGUGCUGUGUGACAUGAGAAACUUAGAUGAGUUGGUGCGGGAGAUCCUGGGCCGCUGCUCCUGCCCUGCCCAGUUCCCCAUGACCAAGGUGUCUGAAGGGAAAUACAAAGUGGGAGACUCCAGCGCUCUGAUCUUCAUACGGGUCCUUCGUACUCAUGUGAUGGUGCGUGUGGGUGGGGGAUGGGACACAUUAGAACACUAUCUGGACAAGCAUGACCCCUGCCGCUGUGCUGCCUUCGCUCACCGGUACCACCAGGCCAAAGCCAGCGGGCAGGGUGCCCACAGCAAGUCCUCCAGUGCCCACUCCUCCCGCUCCACCAGCCCAGGCCCACACUGGCGUAACGAGGGCAUUGCCCCAUAUAAGCCCCCUGACAGACGCACCCAGGGCCUGGAGCCUCCAUCAUGUACCUCCUCCUCCUCCACCCGGCCUGGCCGCUCCCACCACCCCUCCCUCCCUACAGAGCUCGACUCAAACGCAGGACGCACCCCCCUGUUACCACGACCACCGCGGGAACGCUCAGAACCCCGCCACUUCAACCCUGUCAGGUCUAAGGACUCGUCAUUGUUGCCAGUGACCCGCCGUCUAUCAGGGGACAGCGACUCCUCUACAGCCUCCUCUAAGGGAGGAGGAGGAGGGACAGGGGGAGGCCGCUUUUCUCUGGGGGGCACCCGCCGCUCCAGAGAGGAGGUGGUGCUGUUGGUUAACAGGAAGGAGGGGAAGCAUAUAAUCGAGAGGCCUGGAGAAGGCGGACAGGGUCCAUCCCUGUGCCCCCCAAUGCCCCGCACACGCAGCCACUCCCGGGAUCGCCCUUCCCCCGCCUCCAUCCUCAAACCCAGCCCUCCACAGGGCCCCUCUGACGGGCUCAGGAGCAGCCAUGGGGAGAGGGGCCGCUCUCUCGGGCCCGAAAGUCCCCGCAGGCUCCAGGCCCUGCGCUCCCACAGCCAGGGGAAGAUGCCCAGCCGGAGUCGGACCAGCGAUGCCAGCCCUGGACCCUCUCCCCGUCACGGGGCCUCGCAACCCCUAUCCUCUGACAGACGAGAGGAGCUCAGGACCAAACAACUGCCCCCCGCUUCCCCCAGAAUCAAUGGAGGUUUCUCCAGGAGACAAUCGUCCUCCUGCUCUAAUUCACCUAUCAAAGGGCUUCAGAGCAGCAGCCUCAGUAAGAAGACUAUAGUGGCUCCCCGGCCCCCCGCUCCACGCUCCCCCUCGGUGGGGAGGAGUAGGCUGCUGCCCACAGUCACCCAGGCAGGCCGGCGCUCUCCUCACUCCUCCUCCCCCCGCUCCCCUCACCACCAUGGGCAUGGACCCCGCUCCCCUCGAACCUCCCACGGCCCUCGCUCCAAUGGGCAUGGCCACAGGGGGUGGGCCAGCUCUGAGCGACAGGAACCUGAGGAGGAGGGGCUAGGCUAUAACUUCCAGAUCCUGCCCAACCUGGACCCCCAGAAAGAGCAGGACCUGUACCGCAGCUUCGAGGCUGAGUUCCUAGCUAACACAGGGCAGCGCAGAGGGGGGCCUAGUAGACCCACAGGGGGGGGGGCCCUUCAGCUUCCUGCCUCUUCACACCCACAGCAGGGGGUUGGGCCCCAAACACUGCCCACGCCUGCCUCUGCUGACCCUAACGUCACUGACUCGGCCUACUCCUCCUCCAACUCCUCCAACUCCUCACUCAACGUGGGGGGUAAGGUAGGAGUUCUGCCUGACCUCCGGGAGUCUAAAAGAACUAACCCACGUUCCUCUGGAGGCCUGGAGGAUACCCUGGCCCCACUGCAUGGCCAUAGCCCUGGCGGACUAUCCAAUGGUGGGCACGCAGAACCAGAGCGCUGGGGCGGGCGAGGUGGAGGUCUCAGGAAGCUCCCUGCCAUCUCCAGUUCCAUAGACGAAGGGGAGCUCCUGUCCUCCUUGCCCGGCCGGAGAGACUCGGAGCUGGGCAUAUCUCUCAGCCAUGCCCCCUCACAACUUCCUUUCCACCGCAGGAGCAUGAAUGGAGGGGGGCAUGUCAGUGGUGCUUUAGUAGAGGUGCUGAUGGAGAGCCAGCAGGGUCAGCUGGGCUGGGGCUCAGGGCCUGAGGGAGACGUCCCUCUGGAGGAUCACCAACCAAGCUUCCCCUACGACCUGGAGGGUGGAGACCCCAACGAUGACCUCCCUCCCCCAGAGUCUUGUCCCUCGCCCAUCCCCCUGCCCCCCUCGGAGGACUGCUCCUUCCAGGAAGACUCCUCCAGUGAGAGCUCCUCCAUGUGCUUCAGCCUGAGUGAAUCACGCUCAGAGUACUCUCCGCCACCUCCUCCCCUGGCCAAUGGGGAUGCAGUUGAUGGGGGUGUAGUCUUCCGGCCCAAGAGGGCAGGGAAAAAGGCUGACAGGGUGCCCUCCAUCUACAAGCUCAAGCUGAGGCCCAGGAUCAGACCCCGUACAGACAACCGGCCAGGGAACAGCCCGUCACGUAUCCCCACCCCAGUCAGCUACAGAGACCUUCAGGCCAGGGGCAACCAUACUCCUCUCCAGACCCCUACCCCGCCACAGUCCCCUCAGAGCUCCCAUUCCAACGACCAUUCACCCUCACGAAAGGCCAUGCACCAGGCCUUUGCCGACCUGAUCCACCCCCAGUCACGCUCCCCUGCCAUGGGCAACAGGGACCGCUCCUUCUCUGUGGAGUCAGAGAGCGGCUUGGACACUGAGGCCUGGAUGUAACACACAACUAACUAAUCCUGAUGAUGCUGAUAUAGAAGAGUCUGUUGACUACUGUCUAAAAUAGACUGGAGACUGGGCUACAGACUAUUUUUUAUAGAGCAUGUCGCACACUCCCUCAUUUUGUCAUGCAGUCAUGCCCUUUCCUACCUAUAACGGUCAGGGUUUCAGUAUCCAAUUAUAUUCUUUGCACUCUAAGCCUAAUUAUUUAUUACCAAAGGAUCGAUCCCGAAUCGAAUACUAUUGUUUAAGUUGAAUGGAUUUAUUGGCAUUAUAUGGGGAUGCUUUGUUCAAUCAUAAAGUGUCUAAUACAAAGCAUGCACUGUCUUGAAAGCCCCAUGCUAUACGCAUCGCUGAAGAAGUGUCAGGGCUGAGGGGGAGGAAAGAACCCCAGGCAGGAGCAGUGAAUCACAAGCAUCAUCAUCAAGUCAACUGGACUGGCUCCCUCUAGUGGACAGUGUAUGCCACAGCAUCUCUGUCUGCUUUGAUUGUCAAAAUACUGGUGUGGAGAGCGUGCUGUAACAAAUACUUUCUCUCAUUCUCCAUACUGCCACUCACCCUCUGCUCGUUACCUUCUGUGGAUCUUUACACAUCUAAUCUGUAUUGGACUUAUAUAUCAAUACAAUACUCUACAAUAAUUUACUGUACAAUGUUCACAUCUAACAGUCCUUUGGACUUUGUAUUCCAUAUGUGCACUUCUACUCACCUUCCCCCACCAACCCUCUGCAUCCUGACUUGUUCAUUGUCAUACAUGUAUGAUGUCACUUUCUCACUGCCAAUCCACAUGGCCAUGAUUGAGUGAUGUCUUCUGAUUCUUUUUUUUUUAGCUUUUAUUGUGGAAAUAUACAAAGUAGUAUUUUUCACAUUAUGUUCUGUGUGUUAACUGCAGUCUGGGGCAAGAGUAAGAUAAUAUGUCAUUGUCACUGAAACAUACUUCCAAUGAUCAAGAGUUAUCUCAACUUGAAAAUCAACACUAAAAUAUGUGUACAAAAGAGUAAGUUAAGUGGGAUGAAUGUGUUUAUAUAUGUACAUGUGUAUAUACAGUGCCAGUUAAAAGUUUGGACACACCUACUCAUUCCAGGGUUUCUCUUAGUUUUUUAGUGGUCGUAGUGUUCUACAUUGUAGAAUAAUGUUGAAGACAUCAAAACUAUGAAAUAACACAUAUGGAAUCAUGUAGUAACCAAAAAAGU
Oncorhynchus mykiss (rainbow trout) is the source of this 5282-nucleotide messenger RNA. RefSeq names its product growth arrest-specific 2 like 1 (gene gas2l1). Gene Ontology annotation, molecular function: cytoskeletal adaptor activity; actin filament binding; microtubule binding. NCBI's taxonomy places the organism in Eukaryota, Metazoa, Chordata, Actinopteri, Salmoniformes, Salmonidae. Gene Ontology annotation, cellular component: actin filament; microtubule plus-end; cytoplasm. The record is from RefSeq and is a predicted model, not a curated record. Gene Ontology annotation, biological process: microtubule bundle formation; actin crosslink formation; protein localization to microtubule plus-end.